This is a messenger RNA of Cyprinus carpio (common carp), 3042 nucleotides long. Its product is annotated as homeobox-containing protein 1-like. Gene Ontology annotation, biological process: positive regulation of DNA-templated transcription. The record is from RefSeq and is a predicted model, not a curated record. The transcript is spliced from 12 exons. The coding region runs from base 448 to 1857 and encodes 469 amino acids. NCBI's taxonomy places the organism in Eukaryota, Metazoa, Chordata, Actinopteri, Cypriniformes, Cyprinidae. Gene Ontology annotation, cellular component: nucleus. Gene Ontology annotation, molecular function: double-stranded telomeric DNA binding.
AAAAGGAAAGCGUAAAUCCGUACAGAAUAGCAGUCAUGCGAAAUCUAACAAACUUGACAAAAAGUAAGAACCCAUUUUAUAUUUCACAACUACUCCCAAAUAUUUCUACAUAACGUCUUGCAAAAUCUUUUUACAUGUCGUUAAAGACGUAUGGAAGUGUCUUCUGGCAUCCACUUCCUGCAUCCACAUGGGACUGUCUCUGCGGGUGAGAGGUUGAUUGUUGACUUCCAUAUAUCCAGUAAUAUUAUGCUGCGGCAUCCCAGGACAAUGUGACCCUCCUCGGAUCACCUUCAUUAGCUAGUUGAAGCGCCGCGGAGUGCAAGUGAGCGCACGGGAGGGCCGGGAUAUAACCCAGGGUGUGCACCGACCGCACCAUCUCCAACUCCGGCGGCAGUUUGACGGUAGCGCGGGGAGCCCCCCUUGUCCCCUGAGGGUGACUCCUCGACCAUGCGACAGUGGUGCCUUCCUGCUGUGGCUCCACGCGCCGAACCGCUCCCAACGGGCCGAUUAUCACCUCAAAUCUCAGAUGCUAGGAUGGAGUGUUGUGAUGUGGAGCCUCGCUAUACCAUUGAACAGAUUGACCUGCUCCAGCGUUUAAGGCUGUCAGGGAUGACCAAACCUCAGAUCAUUCAAGCCCUUGAGUCUUUAGAGAGGCUCGAUCCAGACCAUCGUACCCCAUGCUGCAACAGUCACUCGGCCACACCCAGCGCUCCUACCUCCGCAGCCCCUGCUGCUCCCUCGUCCUCCUCUUCUUCCUUCUCCUCUCUUACCUCAGCCACCACGCAGACUCCUGUUAUGGAUGCUGCAUUAUCGCCAAGCAACAGCUACGAUGCUUCGCCCCCACCCAUGUACCCACCCGGUGGAGUUCAGAGGUCGUUUAGUUACGACUUGACAGAAGAGGACUGGGAUCUGGAGGAGAAGGUGGAGGAAUACAUGAGGAGGGACAGCAACCUUGUGAAAGAAGAGAUAAAGGCUUUUCUCAAUAACAGAAGGAUCUCACAGGCAAUUGUUGGACAAGUCACAGGUAUUAGUCAGAGCUACAUCUCCCAGUGGCUUCUGCAGCAGGGGCUGGAGAUGAGCGACUCCAAACGCAGGGCGUUCUAUCGCUGGUACCUGCUGGAGCGCAACAGCCCAGGAAUCAGAUGGAGUGAAAACCAGCAUGCUCAGGUCCCCAGGAGCAGGACUGACACUCCCUUGAAUAGGCAGAGAGAACUGCUGAUGCACCUCCUCCCCUGGUACUCUGCUCACCAGUCCCAGUCAGGUGCCACAUUGUCCAUGCGUUCUCUGGUUAAAGAGGAGCCUGACUGGAGGUUGGCUGGAAGUCCUGCAGACAGGGCAGCAGUUGGGCCUUUUAGACUGCGUAGAGGUAGUCGCUUCACCUGGAGAAAGGAGUGCCAGUCAAUCAUGGAGAGUUUCUUUAUAGAGAAUCAGUAUCCUGAUGAAGCCAAAAGAGAGGAAAUUGCCAAUGCUUGUAAUGCUGUCAUUCAAAAACCUGGAUGCAAACUGUCCGAAUUUGAACGAGUCACUGCGCUCAAAGUGUACAACUGGUUUGCCAAUCGGAGGAAGGAGAUGAAGAGACGUGCAAACAUAGAGGCUGCUAUACUAGAGAGCCAUGGGAUAGAGGUACCAAGCCCCAGCUGCCACUCCAACAGCGAAGAGGUCGAGACUCAGGAGUUUGGAGAUCAAGUCAUGAGUCAGCGGUUCUCUGAGCAGGAGGAGCUGUCUCAGAGGAAAGACAUCGAGCCAGAAGUUGACAUGAUUCAUCCUGUGGAAGUGGGGACUACUUCAAGCCCGACCUCUCAACUUGUGGAGCGGAAGCUGGAUGAAUCGAAAAGGGAGGCUACUGAUGAUGAUUAACCAAUGAACUGAGUCUAUUUGUGUUCCAAAGUGGCUUGACGGUUGUUCUCAGCCAAGCCUGACACUUUAAAUUCUCUGGUGUCUCUAGUGGUAGGGAGGCCACUCUUAUGUAUCAAGUAAUCAUGCUUGUAGUAAAGGCAAUAUUUACUCUAUACAGUAUAUUGUGCAUUCCAAUACAGUCUUAACACUUCCUGCAGGAGAGAGAGAUGUGUAAGGUGCAAACUAAUAACUUUCUUAUCACGCUAAAGCUGUUUGCUUUCAUUUCUCAGUGUUCUCAUAUACUGUAUAACAGUUCCACCUGUUAUUAUCUCAAGCGAGCAGUCUAGAGAAACCUGCAGGACAGGUGUUUAAUUUGACACAAUGGGUGCACUGAACCCAGUUUGAAGUCUGUGUGAAUUUUAAGAGCUUAACAGUCUCUUAAUUGUCAUAUGCAAUAGUUAAACACAAGAUUGGAUAGAUACACCCCUACUAGAUAUACCAACUCAGGUAGAACUAAACUCUGCAGUUAAGUGAGAAGAUUGCAGUUUUCACCCUCAUGGAGAUCAGUAUUUCUCACAAUAAUGGUUAAUUGGAUAGAAAUGUGACUUGUCUCAAGCAUACAGGAUUGUGUACAUAUUGUUUUUCACUUUUUAUUUCAGAUGUGAUCUGAAAGUAAUAUUCGGAUUAUCAUGGCUCUGUUUUUGUAUACACAAUGAUUGUAAGCUCUUUGUAUCCAGCUACUUAAGCUAUACUGACCCUGACUAGUGUGAGGGGUCUAAAAUGCUUCAAAAGUCCCCCCCCUAAGGUAUUAUUUGCUAUAAGCAUAAUUACGAACCUCUUUAAUAAGGUAAUGCAGUAUGUAAAACUACAAGUAUAAUAUUAGCAUUUAAUGCAACAAGCUGCUUUUCAAUGGAUUGAUAUCCACAGUUUAUUUUUCGGUGUUUUAACGAAAGCCAAAGCUAGGCCAAGUUGUAAAAAAUGCAUUUUACAUGAACAAAGUCAAAUAGACUUGACGAUUGCUUAAGGCACAUCAGCAUGCCUUGGUGAGAAGCGCUUUGAGCGUGUAAAGGCUUUAAGCUGCACAGUAUGAUUAGUAUGGCCUGUCAGCUCUGUACACCAACAGAAUUUGAUGCUGCAUGCUGUCAAGGCCCCCUACUCUGUGCUUUUUCCUAAUGAUAUAAAACAAUAAAAUGAAGAAAAAAUGUA